AAACAUAAAUUUUUCAAUUCAUUUCAGUUUCGAUCGUACUCGAGUGCGAAUGUAUCCCGUGUGCGAUACACAGUGUUGUGCCGUGCGCUCCACCCAAUUUUUUGUUGUUGUGCGGAGAGAGUCUCCCCCGGUAGGCAAAGAAGACGCGAAUCGUUCGUGUUGUUGAAAAGGCAGGCGGGGAACGGUGACGACGACGACGACGACGACGGGGAAUCAAUAUGUGAGAAGAAGAAAACGGUUUUUUUCUGAUUCGGGAAGAAGCUCGAGGCGAGCACUGAAGAGAAGGUCUAAUGAGUUUCCGUUAGUGUUGUUAGAAUUUUUAAGUGUUACGCAUCGUUACAGUUGAAGGUUGUUCCGCGUGGUUUUUUUUUCUCAAUUCUAUUCUCUCGGUUUUUUCUGGUUUACCACCGGAACUGGGUUCUUUGUACAGUGUUGAGUAAUCGAAACUUUGCUGGGGGUGUGCUGGCGACGCAGUUGGCCCUGCCGUGUGGUGAUUUUUUUCUACGGCUACUAUUCUUGCCAACGUUUCGAGAGUGAGAAAGGAAAACGGGUGAAAGAGACACACAGUGUGGUUUAUGACACGUACACUUGUCAUUUGUGUUAAGUGUGGAAUUUAGCCAGUGUUUGUCGAAAAUUGAAAGCCAGGAUAGUACUGACUGGAAGCGUCCAUAUUUAGAAAAUUGGAUAACAGUUCAGGAGCUGUCAAAAGGAAGUAUGCAGUGACAUAUUCGUACUUUUGUUUGUCAGAGGAAUGUCCCCGGAGCGACAUCCUGCUGCCCGGAACGAUAGUGAUGGUGGUGGUGGUGGCGGUGGAGGUGGAACAGUAAUCGGUGGACAUUUUACAGUGGAAUCCUUGUCAGUGCCUGGUUCAAACUCAGAACAGUUAGACGCAUUGCCGUCUGUCGGCUCCAGUAUGGUGCUUUCGUCGAUUCCGUUGGAAGGCAAUCAGCUUAUCCUGCAGCAACAUUUGGCGCAUCAGCAUCAACAAUCGCAGCAGCAGCAGCAGCAACAACAUCACAUCAUUGCCUCUGGCAACGGCUCCAAUCAGGGCAACACCAACACCAGCGGUAGUGCAAUCAGUGCUGCCGGUAGUGUCGGCAGUAAUCAUAGCAUAAUCAUCAACAAUAACACUAGUUUUAAGAACCACAACAAUAUCAUAAUUAGUGGCAGCAACGGCAGUAACAACAGCAGCAACAAUCAUACCUACACCAUAAACCUUAGUGCUAGCCAUAACGGCCACGCGGUACUCGCGAACGGCACCGGCAGCAUCCCGAUCCAUAGUUACGCACAGCCAUCGGUUACUGGUGCCACUACCGUAAACGGUAGCCAUAGUAGUCCCCAUCACCUGGGGCAAACCUUCCACCAUCAGUUGCUACAUCCCGCGUCGAACCCGGCUCCCAGUGCUACACUCAUCAGCGCCAGCAGCAUAGCAACAGCCCAUAGCAACGGUCUAACAUCGACAUCGACGACGACGGUGGUGGCGCCAACCCCGCAGACGUCUCAGCCUACGGCGGCAGUGCCAUCCAAGCUCGUACUACUGCAGCAAGGACAUCUCGGCGAAAAUUAUAUAACGACCACCGACGGCAUGAACGGUGUCGGUAACAUUGUCCUGCUCGCUACCGAACAGAUGGACAUGAGCAGCGCCGAGCACGAUCUGCUGAAUAAUAACGUGAUCAUCACUAGCAACGGAGGUAGCGGCGGCGGUGGAGUCACUGGCGGACCCGGUAGCGGUCACAUCAUUGGUCACAGCUACGGCGGAAGUAAUCAUAACCAUCAGCAUAACAGCCAUCAUCAUCCACUGCGGAAUGGCACAACGACGGUGCUAACGGCCAGCGGCGCUGGGGUUGUUGUCAACGCAGACGAGGAACUGACGCCGCUCACGUGGCUGCACGACAAGAAUCUUCUCAAAGGUAUAAACCUAUCAAAAGUUCCCGUUUCUUUACCGGACAGCCCCAGCCGCCAGGUUGGCGGUCACCUCUCUCCGACCAGUGAUUUUGUCGAAGAUUCUAGUGUCUCGGAGGACAAUACGUCCUCCGCUAACUCGUCAUCCGAUCAGAGCAUAGGCGUCUACUGCACGGAAACAAUCCAUCCCGUUGCACGAACAGCUCCGGCCGGAACGACCGCUACCAGUCACCACACGUUCCAAUUGGGCCACGGAAAUGCGCGAACCAUCACCACAAUCAGUGGCGAAACCAUCGUCGAAUACCCGGUUAUCAGCGGUGAAGAGAAAGAGCUGAAAUCACCCUCAUCGACGGUUUCCUGUGCGUCCUCUUCUUCACCUCCGUCGUCCAGUUCGUCACUGUACAACUCUGCACCUUCGCCGGCUGGCUCCUCUGGCCAAGUUGCCCCACCAGUGGCUCACAGCGGAAGCAACAGUGGCAAUAGUACGCCUCAUCAGCACUUUCACAAGAAGUACCUGCGAGAGGAGCACGUAAAACAGCUCAAAAAGGUCAGCAACUCCUACGUUACCCCGAUUAAACAGCAGCCAAGUGCAAUCAAAUACGAAGAAGGUGAAAUCGUCGAAGAUCGCCCGUAUCCUUCGGCACCAGUCAAGAAUGGUUAUCAGCUGGCUGUUUCACCGACGAACGCCGGCAACGACGACUACAGCAGUAACUACGGAACGCUGACCACCAUGAAGCCCCCGUCAUCUCCGCCACUUUCGCCCCAGCAUAUGAACGGCAGCGGGAGCAUGACCGGUAUUUAUCCACUGGUGCCGCCGCCAUCGCUUUCGUCCCCGCAGCCAACAUCCGUCGGCAGUGGUCAACAUUCACCCGCAAAACUAUCACCUCCAAAGUCGAAACAUCCGACCAACGUGCCAUACGAUCCGCAGGUUCACGUCCACAGUAAGCCACCGUUCAGUUUUAGUUCACUGAUUUUUAUGGCGAUCGAAAACUGUCAGCAAAAGGCACUCCCGGUAAAGGAAAUCUACGCCUGGAUUGUGCAUCACUUUCCGUACUUCAAAACGGCACCGACCGGGUGGAAGAACAGCGUGCGGCAUAACUUGUCCCUGAACAAGUGUUUCCAGAAGGUGGAAAAAGCGGCGGACUCGUCUUUGCAGAACCUGGGAAAAGGAUCCCUGUGGAUGGUGGAGCCCCAGUACCGGCCCAAUUUGAUUCAGGCUCUGUCGCGGUCACCUUUCCACUCUGGAUCGGGAAUUGAUAAGACAACCUAUAAGGCGAUGCAAGCGCAACAACAGCAGCAGCAUCAACGAUCUACGGAUAGUCCCACCAGUAGUGUUGGCAGUAGCUAUUCCAAGGACAACUUUCCAUACCUCGCUAGUCGUUUAGCCCCAGGGGAGGCUCAGAAUGGAGCUCAUGCGCAUCAUCUGCAUGGUUUGCAACAUCCGGAUCUGGAUGGAGAUGACUUCAGUCGAUCAUCGACGCCAAUAGACUAUGAUGGCGAUCUACCGCAGCCUUCCUCGGUCCACGGACCCUACCACGUGACUUAUCUUCAUCACCCUCACGGUGGACCUCCUCCGCCUGAAGCAAUAGCUAGUGCUGUCUUUGUGGGUGCUGCGUCGGGCGUUCAGACAAAUGACGCGGCUGGUCGCGACUGGAGUGCAGACACGAUCGAUGAUGUUAAUGCAGCGACUGCCAUGUUGGCACUGAAGCACGGACCAAAAAUUUUCACCGAGGGAUUCCAGAAUGGAACUCCACCGGUAAUUACUACUUCGCCAAGCGAAGAUCAUACCUACUCAGCAGGUGGUGGCAUCCAAACAUCCGGAGCUAGUGGUCGCUCGAGUCAAGCCAACAGUGACAAUAUCAGCAAUGGAACUUUAUCCGAUGCUGCCUACGAGAGCAGUGAGGAAAGCCAAAACCUGCCGGCAGCGGAUGAUCUGGAAGAGCAGCGUCGUCAGGCCGGUGUUGAUGCGCUACUCAAUCUGGCCGGUAUUACCGAUUAUGCCUCAUCUACCACCAGUCAGUCCGGAACGCCGUCGUCAUCGCUGAAAAGACCUGCAUCGACGCCGUACGAUUCCGGUCACCAGUCACCGUACCAGCAAGCGUCCACAGAGAGUACGCCUCCGUCGGGCUACAGCAGCGUGGUCGCUAGUCAGCCGGCUCAGCCACCGUUCCGAAACUACUACAUGCCGGAUGAUCUGAGCCAGUAUUCGUCGCCGUCGCCGCCAAAGAAGAGCAAACCCUCGUCGGCUAGGAUGCUGAAAAAGUUCAAGAAGAAGGCCUCCUGGGUACGGUAAUAUAGUGCCGAAAGGCGACGCUCCGGCCUCGACGCAUCGUCCCGGGAGUCGCAAGGUGCGGUCGGUACCGAGCAGUAGAGAUACCACGGGGCUAAAGCCUGGUUGAAGCUACGGGGGAUAACUGAGUCAGUUGAGUCGUAGAAUUCCCUUUCGUUCAAAUGUGUUUCGUGUUUAAAAGUGGCUACUCGGAUCACACUUCCAGGAAGCCAUUUUUUUUCACAUUAGACGUUUGGACGUUUAUAGUACAGGAAACUUUUCGCUUGAACUCGACAGUACGACAUGAAAUUAUAACUCAUUUAUUUCCUAAGCUUGAAUCCUGCGUUGUGAAAGGGAUUUUACGCCAAUCCAGCUAACCGUUGGUUGCUGCCCUCUAACAUGAAACUUUGUUAGUUUGGCUACAGUUGGUGGCACUCUAAAUCGAAUUAUCAAUUUUCAUAGAUUCCAUAGCUUUAGAGUAAAAAAUUUAGAUUUUGCUCUUGAAAAAAUGCUUAAAUUUCCAAUGUCACCAAACUCCCAAAGUUUCACAAAAAUCGGAGAUGGGUUUGCCAACUUCAUAGUCUAGUUUGCUGAAAUCCCCAAUGUUUGUAAAAAAAAAAACUAAAUAAAAUUGUGCAGGGAGGAAUGAGGAAGCCGAAACAAAAAACGAAGCAUAUUUCAGUCGGAGGAAAAAAGGAAAUCGCGACGGCUUUGGUUUAGAUGUCCUUGUAGAAAAUAUUUAAAACUUACCACAAAGUUUGGCACUGAAAAUUCCAACAUUGUUGACAUUCUACCGAUGGAAGAUGAGAAAGCAAAAAAGAAAUAAUAGAAUUUUGCAGAACUAGUUUUUUGUACACUUCAAACAAACCAAAAUUGCAUUUUUUUUCUGUUGAAAAAGUUAUUAUUUAUUUAAGCCGUUAGUGUAAAGACAAAGGAAAAACAUUAGAUAGAGCUAGUGUUUUGCGUUUUGUUUUUUCUAUUAUAGAGUGUGGAUUACGAGUCCCUUUGUUUAGUUUAGCCGUUAGGUUACGACCGUUGUCAGUGGAUAACGCUAAUAAUUGAAAAAACAGAAAACAGAAAAAUUCAUAGAAAAUGAACUUAGUCACUCGCGCCUAUGAUUUUUACUAGAACUAUAGAACGAUUUUUUUCUACAUGCUAUCUAUUGUAAAAGGGUGAAAACGGAUGUAAGAGUUUGGGUAAGAUGUGAGUAGAAGCUUAGAAAAAAAAAACAAAUGAUAAUCUGGAAAAAACACACACACGCAACACACAUUUACAGUGAAGAGUAGUAAGACGGAAGCAAGCAUGAUUUAGUUUAAAGUUUAGUGGUUAGUGGAUGCUGUACGUUAACAAUAAAUCAAAAAACUAACGCGUCGUUGACGCGAAGCCGCGCUUGGAAUAAAAAUAGUUAUCAUAGUCAGAAACCGAAGCAAGCCAAGCAUUGUUUAUUUUGCUUUUUCGGUGUAAGGUUUAAACGUUUGCUUAAAUUUGUGUAAAUUUUGUUUUGUUUUUUUACUUCAUUUUGUUUAUAUUCUAAUUGCCGUCUAACGCACGCGCGUUUGCGGCUAUCGUUGCUAGACAGGUAUGUUAGUAUUUGUUAGGGAUUUAUGUUAAGCCGCGGGCAGAUGUGUGAGAGCAGGGUUCGAUUUCAAAGUUGAGGUUAAGUUUCUAAGAAAAAAAAAAUUAACCAUCAGUGUACUCACUGUUAAGGGAAUUUGUUCGUUUUUAAGCAUGUCGGAAAGCAGCAAGUCGUCUUACUGAAUCAUAAUAGUAAGUAAUAUAGAGAAUAUCAUUUAUUGAUUUGA
This is a messenger RNA of Wyeomyia smithii (pitcher-plant mosquito), 5973 nucleotides long. RefSeq lists its product as uncharacterized. The transcript has 11 exons. Bases 752 to 4195 code for a protein of 1147 amino acids. Gene Ontology annotation, molecular function: DNA-binding transcription factor activity; cis-regulatory region sequence-specific DNA binding. The record is from RefSeq and is a predicted model, not a curated record. Gene Ontology annotation, biological process: regulation of DNA-templated transcription. NCBI's taxonomy places the organism in Eukaryota, Metazoa, Arthropoda, Insecta, Diptera, Culicidae. Gene Ontology annotation, cellular component: nucleus.